AUGAGCUCGACGGGCCUCGACCCCGCGGACGAGGAGGAGCUCCUCCUCAUCAUCUCCGGCCUCGGCCUCGCCAACGGCGGCGACGGGGGCGAUGAGUACAUGAUCGGCGCCGAGGCGAGCGAGUGCCUGAGCGACAUGCAGCGAUACCUGCGGCGCGACGACCCGCACGUGAUGGCGUGCCACCGCGCGCUGGGCCAGUGGCGCGUGCUGCAGACCCACCUCCUCCCCAUCCUGCGCGCCAACGGCACCGACCCGCAGCUCGUCUUUUCGGCGCUCAAGGUCGUCGUCAAGCUGACGAUGAAGCCGGAGCAGCUCGGCAUCCGGAUGGAGGACAUGCUGAAGGAGCGCAAGUCGCCGGACCCGAUCGUCGGCGCCCACCUCGACGAGCUCAAGACCUACCACCGCGCGUACACAAAGGCAUUCGCCGACGACGCGGCGAACCUGCGCGCGCUGGUCGCACUCAUCGCCCGCCCGCUCGCCACUGAGGAGGAGGAGAGGCCCGAGGAGGACCAGAUGAUCAUCGAGCUCGUCGUCGCCCUCCUCGUCAACCUGCUCCACACCCGCGCGCCCGACGCGCCUCCGCCUCCCCCGGGCGCCGCGCAGGCGGCCGCUGCGGCGGACGUCGAGACUCUCCGGCGCCUGCUCACCACUCUCGAGGCGGAGCACGGGCUCGAGCUGGUCGUGUACAUGCUGCAGCAGAUUGACGAGUCCGAGGCCUUCCGCGCCUGGAACCUGAACCUGCUCGAGCUGCUCCACUACGCCCUCGCCGCCACCACGCCGCAGGCCGUGUUCGGGCAAGAGUCGGAGGAGGCGGCCCGCAAGAGCGCCGCCGCCGCCGCCGCCGCCGCCGCCGCCGCCGCCGCUGCCGCCGCCGCCGCUGCCAGCGACGACACCACCCCGCCGGGAAGGGGCGGCGCCGGCCGCGCGGCCGCGGCAGAUGCGACGACGGGCCUUGGGCGGCGGACGACGGCGCCGCGGCCAGGCGGUCUCUCGACGCUGCUCGAGCAGCGGCAGGCGGAGCGGCGGACGCAGGCGAUGAGCCUUGAGUCCCGCCACGGCAACUUCGGCGGCCUCUUCCGCGUCAAGUCCGGACUGCUGUCGCCGGCCGCCUUCAUCAACAGCAAGCCAGAGGCGCCGCAGAAGCAGCCGACGGGCAGCAGCAGCAUCCCCGCGCUGCGCGAAAGCGGCAUGUUGACCUCAAUGGUCAUCCGGCGGUACAUUGCGCUGCUUCGCCACUUUGCGACGCUGCCGCCCGAGGUGGCCCACGCGGCGUGCAUGUUCCUCUCGCGGCUCGUCAAGCAGUGCGGCCUCGAGGCGAUGCUGUUUGAGCUGCAGCAUCUCGCGGUGUACGACGACGUACUGCAGAGCCCCGCGUCCAAGCUGCCGCAGCACAGGGAGGUGCGGGGCACGUGCGCCUUCGCCGCGAAGCGCUUCCUCGAGGUCGCGAGCCGCAACCCCGCCCUCUUCGUCGAGGCGCUCUUCCACAUCCGGCCGAGCGACUGCGAGCAGAUCGUCGAGGGAGGCUACGUGCAGCGCGAGGGGAGGGGCGACAAGCGGCCUCUGCCGGAGGAGGAGGCGGCCGCGGACGCCUUCGACGAGGCUGCCGCUGUCUCCGACGCCGACGGCGCCGACGGCGCUGCCGCGGCUGACUCGGGCUCUGCGCGCCGCAAGGCGCCGCGCCGGGCGGCGUGGAAGGAGAAGGAGGACGCGCUGCUGCGGUACUGGCACCCGCGCUACGUGCUCCACCGCGCCAAGAAGCUCCGCCUCUCCCCGGACGACGCUCCCGACUCGGGAUCGGAGCCGUCCGCGCCGUCGCUGCCGCCGUCGCUGCCGCCAUCUCUGCCGCCUUCGGACGACGAGGCUUCGGCACCUCCCUCGCUGCCUCCCUCGCUGCCGCCCUCGCUGCCUCCCUCGCUGCCGCCCUCGCUGCCGCCCUCGCUGCCGCCCUCGCUGCCUCCCUCGCUCCCGCCUUCGGACGACGAGGCUUCCUCCGACGAGGACGCUGCGAUCGGCGCGGCACUGCCGGCCGCUAAGCGAGAGCUGGACGAUGGCGAGCUGCCCCUCUCUCCGGCCGGCGCACCCGCGACCGCAGGAGCGACGGCCGCCGCCACGGCGGCGCCCGCCUGGGACGCCUCCGACGCGGAGAUGGAGGAGGCGCAGACCAUGGCGUACGCACCCGCGACCGAGGCUGCCGCCGCCGGAGGUGCAACCGCGGGCACGGAGGCGGAGGCGGCGGCGGCGGAGGAAGAGGAGGAGGAGGAGGGGGAGGAGGAGGAGGAGGAGGCGUCCCAGCCGGCGCCUGCCGCCAACUCGCAGCCCAAGAAGCCGCGCCGCCGCGGCGUGGUGCUGAGCGACGACGAGUCGGACUAA
This is a messenger RNA of Emiliania huxleyi CCMP1516, 2370 nucleotides long. RefSeq lists its product as hypothetical. Gene Ontology annotation, cellular component: replication fork protection complex. Gene Ontology annotation, molecular function: DNA binding. The transcript is spliced from 7 exons. NCBI's taxonomy places the organism in Eukaryota, Haptophyta, Isochrysidales, Noelaerhabdaceae. Gene Ontology annotation, biological process: DNA repair; DNA replication checkpoint signaling; replication fork arrest. Bases 1 to 2370 code for a protein of 789 amino acids. The record is from RefSeq and is a predicted model, not a curated record.